AUGGAGGACGCACACGGAGGAAACAAUAUUUAUGAGGAUGCACACGGAGGAACCACUAACAAUGAGGACGCACAUGGAGGAGACACCAACAAAGAGGACACACAUGGAGGAAACACUAACAAUCAGGACGCACAUGGAGGAGAAACCAAUAAAGAGGACACACAUGGCAGAAACACUAACAAUGAGGACACUCAUGGAGGAAACACUAACAAUGAGGACGCACAUGGAGGAAACACUAACAAUGAGGACGCACAUGGAGGAGACACCACCAAAGAGGACACACAUGGAGGAAACACUAACAAUGAGGACGGUACAAGGAGGAAACACUAA
Eurytemora carolleeae is the source of this 330-nucleotide messenger RNA. RefSeq lists its product as uncharacterized. The coding region runs from base 1 to 330 and encodes 109 amino acids. The record is from RefSeq and is a predicted model, not a curated record. Lineage: Eukaryota; Metazoa; Arthropoda; Copepoda; Calanoida; Temoridae. The transcript is spliced from 2 exons.